This is a messenger RNA of Pimephales promelas (fathead minnow), 3927 nucleotides long. RefSeq lists its product as uncharacterized. NCBI's taxonomy places the organism in Eukaryota, Metazoa, Chordata, Actinopteri, Cypriniformes, Leuciscidae. Gene Ontology annotation, molecular function: protein binding. The record is from RefSeq and is a predicted model, not a curated record.
UGAAUCAAAUCUCUCAUGUGGCAGGAAGAGAAGCAGAAGAUGUCUUGUAAAAUGAGUGUGUCUGAGGAGAGAGAAGAGAAGGCUUCUCUUCACACUCAGAGAGCAGCAUCUCCAGUAUUCAGCUGUGUGUCUAUGAAGAGUAACAACUCCAUUGGUCUGCCGCCUAAUCUCAGUGAUGGACCUGCUGUGACCUCUGACCCUGUCAAGAAGAGAAAGAAAGCAGCAUCUUCGAUUUCUAGCUGUGUGUCUAUGAAGAGUAACAACUCCAUUGGUCUGCCGCCUAAUCUCAGUGAUGGACCUGCUGUGACCUCUGACCCUGUCAAGAAGAGAAAGAAAGCAGCAUCUUCGAUUUCUAGCUGUGUGUCUAUGAAGAGUAACAACUCCAUUGGUCUGCCGCCUAAUCUCAGUGAUGGACCUGCUGUGACCUCUGAACCUGUCAAGAAGAGAAAGAAAGCAGCAUCUUCGAUUUCUAGCUGUGUGUCUAUGAAGAGUAACAACUCCAUUGGUCUGCCGCCUAAUCUCAGUGAUGGACCUGCUGUGACCUCUGACCCUGUCAAGAAGAGAAAGAAAGCAGCAUCUCCAAUAUCUAGCUGUGUGUCUAUGAAGAGUAACAACUCCAUUGGUCUGCCUCCUAAUCUCUGUGAUGGACCUGCUGUGACUUCUGACCCUGUUGGUGGGAGAGCUGACCGGAUCAGAUAUGUGUCCUGUCAGUCCAGCACAUCCUCCUCCUGUCAGAAACACAUUAGUCAUCAUGACACAGAAGCAGCCCUGCAGCUCGAUUCUCACCAGCCAGUGCAUGAUGAUCUUCAGAGAGUCAAAGACCAGCACAAAACCAGCAUGAAGAACAGAUAUGAAAGGGUUUUUGAGGGAAUCAAACAACAAGAGAAUCAGACUCUCCUGAACAGGAUUUACACACAGCUGUACAUCAUAGAGGGAGAGAGUGAAGGAGUGAAUGAAGAACAUGAGGUGCUACAGAUGGAGAAAAUUUACAAGACCCUCCAAGACACUCCAAUCAAAUGCAGUGAAAUAUUUGAUCCUUCACCUGAACCAGGAUAUGAGGAGAAGAGAAGAGAGAAGAAAGACAAAAUCAAGACUGUUCUUACUAAAGGCAUCGCUGGAAUCGGGAAAACCGUCUCUGUGCAGAAGUUCAUUCUGGACUGGGCCGAGGGAAAAGCCAAUCAGGAUGUAGAUUUCAUGUUUGUGCUUCCAUUUAGAGAGCUGAACUUGAUUAAAGAUCAUCAGUACAGUCUUCACAGACUUCUGCUGGACUUUCAUCCUGAACUUCGAGAUCUGGACUCAGAGAUGUAUGAUGAAUGUAGAGUUGUGUUAAUCUUUGAUGGUCUUGAUGAAAGCAGAUUGACACUUAAGUUUUCAGACAGUGAGAAUGUUUCUGAUGUGACUGAGUCUUCAUCUGUGGGUGUGUUGAUGUCAAACCUCAUGAAAGGAGAUCUGCUUCCCUCAUCUCUCAUCUGGAUCACCACCAGACCAGCAGCAGCCAAUCAGAUCCCCUCCAAAUACAUCAACCGUGUGACAGAAAUUCAGGGAUUCAAUGACCCUCAGAAGGAGGAAUAUUUCAAGAAGAGAAUCCGCGACAAGCGUAAAGCCAGUAGAAUCAUCUCACACAUCAGAAAAGCAAAAACCCUCCACAUCAUGUGUCACAUACCCGUCUUCUGCUGGAUCUCAGCCACUGUGCUUCAAAACAUCCUGAAACAAAAUCGUCGAGUAGAAAUCCCUCAAACUCUGACUGAAAUGUACAUACACUUCCUCCUCAUUCAGACUCAUAUGAGGAACCAGAAGUAUGAAGAGAGAGAUCCAGAGAAACUCCUGCAGUCCAACAGAGAUAUGAUUGUGAAACUUGCUGAACUGGCUUUCAAUCAGCUGAUGAAGGGCAAUGUGAUGUUCUAUGAGGAGGACCUGAUUGAGAGCGGCAUAGACGUCACUGACGCCUCAGUGUAUUCUGGGAUUUGCACUGAGAUCUUUAGAGAGGAAUCUGUGAUUUGUCAGAGGAAGGUUUACAGCUUUGUACAUCUCAGCUUUCAGGAGUUUUUUGCAGCACUGUAUGUGUUUUUCUGUUAUUUACACAAGAAGAGUGAAGUUAUGAAAGAGUUCCUCACAGGAAAGUCCAGAACUCGGUGUGAAAAUGUUCCUCUGGAUGAGUUUCUGAAGGGAGUAAUGAAUAAAGCCUUGAAGAGUAAAAAUGGACACCUGGAUCUUUUACUUCGAUUUCUUCAUGGCAUCUCACUGGAGUCCAAUCAGAGACUUUUACAGGAUGUGCUGAUUCACACAGAGAACAACCCAGAGAGCAAAGAGAAGAUAAUCAAAAGCCUCAAGCAAGGUCAAAAAAACAAUAUGAGUCCUGAAAGAUUGAUGAAUCUGUCACACUGCUUGAUUGAGAUGAAGGAAUAUUCUCUUGUUAAAGAAAUGCAGAGUUUUUUUAAAAAUACAAUGAAAAGCAAAAGUAUUUCUCUUGCAAAAUGUUCUACUUUGGCAAACAUGAUCCUGAUGUCAGAGGAGGUGAUGGAUGAGCUUGACCCUAAAAAGUACAAAUUCACAUCAAAAGAGGGUAAAUGGAGACUGUUACCUGCUGUGAGGAACUGCAAAAAAGCUCUAUUGGCAGACUGCAUACUCACCGAUCAGCACUGUGAAAUUGUGGCUUCAGCUUUACAGUCAUCAAACUCCCCCCUGAGAGAGCUGGACUUGAGUAAUAAUGACCUACAUGAUUCAGGACUGAAGCUGCUCUUUGUUGGACUAAAGAGUCCAAACUGUCAACUCAACAUACUGAGACUGGCUGGCUGUAAUCUCACCUAUCAGCACUGUGAAAUUGUGGCUUCAGCUCUACAAUCAUCAAACUCCCCCCUGAGAGAGCUGGACUUGAGUAACAAUGACCUAAGUGAUUUAGGACUGAAGCUGCUCUGUGUUGGACUGAAGAGUCCAAACUGUCAACUCAACAUUCUGAGAUUGUCUGGCUGUAAUCUCACUGAUCAGUGCUGUGGAAUUGUGGCUUCAGCUCUGCAAUCAUCAAACUCCCUCCUCAGAGAUCUGGAUCUGAGUGACAAUAAACUGCAGGAUUCAGGAGUGAAGCUGCUAUUUGAUGCACUCCAGACUCCAAACUGUCAACUCAACAUACUGAGGUUAUCUGGCUGUAUGGUGACAGAGGAAGGUUGUGCUGCUCUGGCAUCAGCUCUGAGUUCAAGCCCUUCACACCUGAGAGAGCUGGACCUGAUCUACAAUCACUCUGGACCCGGGACUCUGGACAAACUCAAUGGAAAUCACAGAGCAGAGAUCAUGAUUUCAAGAUUACUCAAAUAUGCCUGUGAUCUCAGAUUGGAUCCAAACACAGCACACACUCGUCUCGUUUUGUCUGAGGAGAACAGAAAGGUGACGUUUGUGAAUAAGCUGCAGUCGUAUCCUGAUCAUCAAGAGAGAUUUGAUGGUCAUCCUCAAGUUCUGUGUGCAGAGAGUCUGACUGGACGCUGUUACUGGGAGGCUGAAUGGAGUAGAAAUAUUUAUAUAUCCGUGUCAUAUAAAGGAAUUAAUAGAAAAGGAUGGAGUGUUGACGGUCAGUUUGGACUGAAUGAGAUGUCCUGGAGUCUGAAAUGCUCAGAUGACAGAUUCACUGUCUAUCACAAUAGUAAGUCCGUUGUCUUAUCUGCGGCAGGAUCCUGUAAGAGAGUUGGAGUGUAUCUGGAUGUGUCGGCAGGCACUCUGUCCUUCUACACCAUCUCUGACAGACACACACUCACACACUUACACACAUUACACACUACAUUUACUGAACCCCUCUAUGCUGGAUUUAGACUUUAUCCCAACUCUUCAGUGUUUCUGUCACAUUAAACACACUUUUACAUGCAUUCACUGAACACAUCUGUGCUGGAUUGAGCUUUUUCAAAUGUGUCUCUGUGACACAUUAAACAACAUUGUCCCUCA